AUGGGCGCGCACCAGUCAAAGAUCAAGCCAAAAAAUGUCGCUGUUCGACAAUCCAGCACAUCUUCAUCUACUUCAUCCCAGAAAUCACAGCCACUACCAGAACCACCGCCACCUUUACCUUUACCAAUACCUGUUCGACCACCGAUGGAGAGAGAACGAACUCGCGAAAUUCGCCUAUCAACAUUCGAAGCCGACCUUGACCUCAAUCAGAUUCUACAGACACAUUCUAUCCAGCCCACAGUCAACCACGUUUUACACCCACCAGACUUUGUAGUCUCUGGUAUCAGCGUAAAUUCGACUACAUCACUUGACUCAUUAAGAACGACUGUAUUCUCGACAAUCAGCACAGCAUGCUCCUCACUAUCAUCUGUCUCACUCCAUUCAAAAUCACACGCCUUCGGAAGCCCUCUUCUUCAAAACCACACCCGAUCUUCAAGUAUAUCCAGUACAUCAACAUUACCUCACACCUUACCAAUCAACCCACCCAACUCUGACCCAAAGUCUCCUUCAGCGCAAUUCAAAAGUCUGCUGAUCAAAGCUGACACCACCCAUGAUCCUCAAUUGCGUACUUUAGUCGCACAGGCCAGGCUACAGGGCUAUGGCACCCCAGUCGCCAUUAGCCAAGGAUUCCAAGAGUUGUUAAAUAUUGCCGAAACAACCAAUCACAUCAACGCAUUUUACUCUCUUGGCCUUUGUUAUUAUCAUGGACUUACUCCAAACCAACAAAAGGAUUACGCCCUUGCCUACCGUUGGAUAAGUCGGGCGGCUAUCCAAGGCGAGCAUAAGACAGACCCUGAAACAAUGAUGACCGUCUGUCUAUCACAAUACUGCAGUGGGUACAUGUUAAUUCAAGCACAAGGAACCGCUGCUGAUACAGCAAAGGCUACAGAGUUCUUUCAAAAGGCGGCCACAAGAGGACACCCGGUUGCACAACACAUCAUUGGCUGGCAGUACGAAAACAAGGGAGACCCCAUAAAGGCUAAAGAAUUUUAUCAAUUGUCAGCCCAUCACAAUUAUUCCGAUGCCCAAGCGUCUCUUGGUGUAUUGCUUAUUGAUUACAUCGAUGCAUUUACUAAAAACUUUGUUAAAGAAGAACAUGUUGUCCAAGAAGCACUUGGGUGGCUCAAUCGGGCGGCUAGCCAAAACCAUCCUUGGGCAUUCCUCAAACUCGGAUCACUGUACGCACAAGGCACUCGAGUAAAGAAAGAUUUUAAACAUGCAGUAUCACUUUACGAACGAGCAGGCACCGACAUCAACAACCCUCACUAUGGAAUCGCUCACUACAUGCUUGGCUCAAUCUACAGAUCAGAACAGAAUCCUUUAUAUAACAUUUCCCUUGCUAUUCGUCAUCUGACCCUGGCAGCAAACACAAACUAUCGUCAGGCUAACCGCAUACUCGGAUUAAUGUAUUACCAAGGCAUGGGAGUACCAAAAGACGAUUUAAAAGCCCGGUCUCUCUUCAAGAUCGCCGCCUCUCAGGGCGAUGGCUAUGCCUUGGGUCUUUUAGGUGAACAAGCAGAAAACGGCAGGGGAUGCACCAAAAACCCUGUGGAGGCACUCGAGCUAUAUGAAAAAGCCGGUAAAGCAGGCACCUAUGUUGCAAUAUACUCCAGAGCCAUCCUAUUACAUCGUAUGGAUAGACGUGCCGAAGCUUAUGUAUGGUUUGGAAAGGCAGUCGGCAGCCUUGCAACAGCCAAAGAUCCAGACAGUCGGAACUUCCUUUUCAGAGCGCGUCUGAUGCUUGCACGUUACCAUAUCAACGGAUGGGGACAGUCAAUUUGCGACCCUGUAGGGGGAUUCAAUGACCUACUCGCUCUUGCCAGGACAGGCGAGUUCUGGGAAGCCCACUAUUGGAUCGGCGCAGGCUACGAAAGUGGAAUUAAGAAUAUGAACAACCAGGUCGAAAUCGAGCCCAAUUUGAAGCUAGCCUUUGAUUACUAUGAGCAAGGCGCACUCCAUGGAGACGUAGAUCUUAUGCACAAGGUUGCCCGCAUGUUGGCCAAUGGGUUCAGUCACCAGUCUGUCACGAUUAAAGACCAAGUCAAGGCUUUUGACUGGUAUACCAAGGCUGCUAACGCCGGCCAUCCUACUGCCCAAUACAGUCUUGGUCUUUACUAUGCCAACGGACUGGCACCUCUCAAGAAAUCCGAUAUCCCAAAAGCCAUCGAACUCUACCGAGCUGCUUCAAAGAAUGGCUUGCCAGACCCUAUGAUCAGCCUUGCCAAGCUCCUGAUUACCAGCCCGAGCGAAUCUGAUGCCCUUCACAAGGAAGCUAUUGAAUGGCUAGACACUGCUGUUCGAAUGGAACAUCCUGCAGGCCUCAGAGAGCUUGCCAAGGCUUAUGAAACUGGCCUGAUUUUAUCAGUUGGAGAAAACGAACGACAUGCCACCGGACUCGAGCUGCUAACUAGAGCAAUCAAGCUCAAAGAUGAUCCUCUCUCAUGGUGUGAUCUCUCUCGUUACUAUGAAAAUGGAUGGGCUGUGUCAAGCAAUCUUGAAAAAGCGCUCGUGUGUCUCAAAAAAGCAGAAAGUCUCAAUCAUCAAAUGGCUACUAUUAUGAUUGCUGAGAUAUUUGAGCGCAAGACCCUGUGGGACCAAGCGUGGAAUCAAUAUGAACGUACUGUUGAAACUAAUAUCCUCAAAUCAGUUCUCGGCUGGAAAUCUCGCAUUGGAAAGGCACGUCUGGUACUUCAUCGCAAAAUGGGUGCUGAAAAAGACCGCCGACAAGUAUUCCAAUGGCUCGUUGAGAUGGUGUCCCUUGGACCUGGAGAAUCUUCUAUUGAACCGCUGUCAUUACUUGGAAUGUGUUACGAAAAGGGAUUUGGUACUCCAAGAGAUGUCGAACAAGCCAUCUCAUGGUAUGACAAAGCACUAGAACAACCUACAACCGUUCCAAUUCACUGGUCCCAAGAAAACGCAAGAUUCAAAAUGGCUCGACUCCUCUGUCAAGAAAAACAGUAUGAAAGGUCUCUUCAGGAAUUCCGUGUCCUCCAGGGUAUUCUGGAUCCUAUGACCCGCUAUUCACACGAAACAAUGGUACAAGCUCGUCAAGUCAGAUACUACCUUGGUUAUCUCUUAUUGCAUGGAAUUCCCAGUGACCGAAACAUUGAUGAAGCCAAGAUAUGGCUUGGUCAUGCUGCAGAUGAAGGCCAAGGAUCUGCAAUCUACGAACUUGGUUUACUAGCUAUUUCAGAUGAUGAAGAUGCCACUGCACAAGAACUUUUUGAACGUGGUCGGUCUAUGAACCAUCCAGGAUGUAUCCGUGAGCUUGGACUGUUUUGGCUGCGCGAGAAUCGGGAUGACAUUAGUUGGAAUGGCCGUGAAGUGUAUGAGCUGUUAGAAGAAGCCAGUCACCUUAAUGACCAGGAAGCCAACUACCAGCUUGGUCUCCUUUACGAAUAUGGUCUCGGUAACUCAAAGACCAGGAUCAACCCUGUCCGUGCUCUGGAGUCCUACAGAAAAGCUGCCCAUCAAGGUCAUGAACAGGCUGCUGAAAACGCCGCCCGGCUCUGCGAACAGCUUGAACAACCUGAAGAAGUAGUUGUGUGGCUGACCAAGAUUUCCCAUCGAUACUACUCUCGUGUCGUAUUGGCCGGUUAUCGUAUUCAAGGCAAAGGCGGUGUCCCCCAGGACGCUCGUGCCGGAUUAGCUGAACUUCACGAGGCGGCCGAAGAGCUUGAGAAGGUUGAUAACAAGACCGAACAAGAGACCGAAGCACUUGGAAUGGCUUAUUUUACUAUUGGAGAAUGUCAUGAGCACGGAAGAGCAGUGGAUGUAGACACUGAAGUUGCCAGUGUGUGGUACAAUAGAUCAGUUCAAUGCUCUGAGCAUGUCGAGGCCAUGUAUCAACUAGGAAACUUUGAGAGUCUUAAUGGAAAUGAAGAAAGUGCCUUUGAAUGGUUUGGUCGUGCAGCCGCCAAAGGUAACCAUGUCGAUGCUCAGUACCAACUUGGCUUGUUCCAUGCCAGUGGUCUUGCCAACCUUAGUGCCAAUCCUGCAGCAGCAAAGAAGUACUUUACAAAGGCCGCAAAUCAAGGACACAAGGAGGCUUUGAUGUGUCUUGGUGACAUCUUGUGGAGACAAGAAGAAUACAAGGAAGGAAUGCAAUACAUUGAAUUGGCCGCCAAAGCAGAUGUUCCAGAGGCAUUAACUCGCCUAGGGUAUAUCUACCAUCAAGGUUUCCACAGCAGCUCCAAGGGAUAUCAUAUUGAACAAGAUUACGGUCGGGCCUUGAGUUACUUCCGGUCGGCUGCAAAGCUCAAUCAUUGCAUGGCUGCGCUUAUGGUGGGUACAUACUAUGACGAGGGCUAUCUCCGCAGAAACACCAUGGAUCAUGAGAGUGCGCUUACUUGGUACAGGAAGGCUCAUCGGAUGGGAGCCGGUGCCUUUGCCGAUCUUGCUAUUGCAAACCUCUUGUACGCCAAAUCUGAGAAUACAGUGGAUGUUUCAGAAGCCGAAAAGUUACGCAGUGAUGCGUUUGUAAAUUUCCAAGGUGCUUGUAGUUUCAAGGAUGAUACGGGCGCCUAUGCCCGCGUUAUGGUGGCGCUAUACUAUCUCAAUGGAUGGAAACCUGUUGAAAAGGACGGAGUUGAGGGGUUCUCACAACUCUUGGCAGUUGCCAAGGACGGUGGUAGAGAUGCGUUUGGUAAGGUGGCAUCGUGUUACGAGAAUGGUGUAGGUGUUGAUUCCAGUGAGUCGGAAGCAUUAUUCUGGUGGCGCCAAGCGGCUGAAUUUGAUGAUGAUGUUGAAGCCAUUGACCGUGUGGGGUAUUAUUAUACCCAUGGUCUGGGUGGUCUAGUAGCUGACCCAGUAAAGGCCCAAGAAUAUUAUGACCGUGCGAACAGCUUCCGAAAUGCACAGCUUGAAAGCGAGCCUAGCUUUGUAUCUUCCAGGGCUUCGAUGGCUUCGUAUUAAUGACCCCUUUACACUCAUUUUUAUAAUGUAUUCUUAUUUAUUCUCUUAACUUGUAUUAUUAUUUUCUGUUAUUAUUACCAUUACUAUUGCUAUUACUACUAUUAUUACUAUCGUUAUUUUCUAUUUUAUGUACAGUCCUUUUAUACUCUCAUUUUCUAUGACAUUUUUGUAUUUUAGAAUUAAUGCCUAUAGUUUAUUAAUCUAACCUAUCCACUCUAUAUAUCCACCAACCCAUUGUAUUUAUUCCAACCUUUCUAUUUAAUUUCCAUUAACCCUCACAUAUAUCAUAUACCUUGCAAAUGCAUAAAAUGAAUAAACUUUUUUUUUCUUAAAGAAGAGAG
Messenger RNA from Phycomyces blakesleeanus NRRL 1555(-), 5255 nucleotides. RefSeq lists its product as hypothetical. Lineage: Eukaryota; Fungi; Mucoromycota; Mucoromycetes; Mucorales; Phycomycetaceae. Gene Ontology annotation, molecular function: protein binding. The coding region runs from base 1 to 4914 and encodes 1637 amino acids. The transcript is spliced from 6 exons. The record is from RefSeq and is a predicted model, not a curated record.